Molecule: messenger RNA, 4632 nt
Organism: Macaca mulatta (Rhesus monkey)
Lineage: Eukaryota; Metazoa; Chordata; Mammalia; Primates; Cercopithecidae
Gene: MORC3
Product: MORC family CW-type zinc finger 3
Cellular component (GO): nucleus; PML body
Molecular function (GO): ATP hydrolysis activity; zinc ion binding
Source: RefSeq, a predicted model, not a curated record
UCUCCAUUAAUGUCUGUCUUUAUUUUCACAUGAACACUGGAGGAUAUGCAAUGGCUUUUUUCAGCGCAAAAAUUCACAUCCUACCAGGUCAAGUGACUGGAGUUCACCUGUCUCGGGUGUACCGCACCUUGCGCCAGGCUUCAGAAGCUAGAUCCCCGAGUCUCGAGGUCCAGCUGGGCGUGGAGACGGGUACGUGCCCGCCGCGCCUCGCGCAUGCGCCCUAGGCCCGCAGGGCCCCGCGCUCGAAGCUCAGCUCCCAGUGUACCCUGCUUUAACUAGCCAGCCAAUUCACCUUCCUUCCCGAAGCUCCCAAUUCGGCAUUGCCUGGAGGCGGAAGUGGGUGGGAGGGGCCAGAUGUGAGCCCCUCCCCGGAAGUGGGCGGGCCCCAAGGGCUCCACAGUCGUUCCGCCGCCGCCCAGUCGGGUUGCGGCGGAGGCCGGUCCUGGCUUUGUAGCUAGCUCAAGAUGGCGGCGCAGCCACCCCGCGGGAUACGCCUCAGCGCGCUUUGCCCGAAGUUUUUACAUACAAAUUCUACUAGUCACACCUGGCCAUUCAGUGCAGUUGCUGAAUUAAUAGAUAAUGCUUACGAUCCUGAUGUGAACGCUAAACAAAUAUGGAUUGACAAAACAGUAAUAAAUGACCAUAUAUGCUUGACAUUCACUGACAAUGGGAAUGGUAUGACUUCUGAUAAAUUACAUAAAAUGCUAAGCUUUGGCUUCAGUGACAAAGUCACCAUGAAUGGUCAUGUGCCAGUUGGAUUAUAUGGGAAUGGCUUCAAGUCAGGUUCUAUGCGUCUGGGUAAAGAUGCAAUUGUUUUUACCAAAAAUGGAGAAAGCAUGAGUGUGGGCCUUUUGUCUCAGACCUACUUGGAAGUCAUAAAAGCGGAGCAUGUUGUUGUUCCAAUAGUGGCAUUCAACAAGCACCGACAGAUGAUUAAUUUAGCAGAAUCAAAAGCCAGCCUUGCUGCAAUUCUGGAACAUUCUCUGUUUUCUACGGAACAGAAGUUACUGGCAGAACUUGAUGCUAUUAUGGGCAAGAAGGGGACAAGGAUCAUCAUUUGGAAUCUCAGAAGUUACAAAAAUGCAACGGAGUUCGAUUUUGAAAAGGAUAAAUAUGAUAUCAGAAUUCCUGAGGAUUUAGAUGAGAUAACAGGGAAGAAGGGGUAUAAGAAGCAGGAAAGGAUGGACCAGAUUGCCCCUGAGAGUGACUAUUCCCUGAGGGCUUAUUGCAGUAUAUUAUAUCUAAAGCCAAGAAUGCAGAUCAUCCUACGUGGACAGAAAGUGAAGACGCAGCUGGUUUCGAAGAGUCUUGCCUACAUCGAACGUGAUGUUUAUCGACCCAAAUUUUUAUCUAAAACAGUGAGAAUUACCUUUGGAUUCAACUGCAGAAAUAAAGAUCAUUAUGGGAUAAUGAUGUAUCACAGAAAUAGACUCAUCAAAGCUUAUGAAAAAGUUGGAUGUCAGUUAAGGGCAAACAACAUGGGUGUUGGAGUGGUUGGAAUUAUAGAGUGUAAUUUCCUUAAGCCAACUCAUAAUAAACAAGAUUUCGACUAUACUAAUGAGUACAGACUUACAAUAACAGCACUAGGAGAAAAGCUGAAUGAUUACUGGAAUGAAAUGAAAGUGAAGAAAAAUACAGAAUAUCCUCUAAAUUUGCCAGUUGAAGAUAUACAGAAGCGUCCUGAUCAGACAUGGGUUCAGUGUGAUGCCUGUUUAAAGUGGCGGAAAUUACCUGAUGGCAUGGAUCAACUUCCUGAAAAAUGGUAUUGCUCCAAUAACCCUGACCCACAGUUCAGAAAUUGUGAGGUUCCAGAAGAACCUGAAGAUGAGGAUUUGGUACAUCCCACUUAUGAAAAAACCUACAAAAAGACCAACAAGGAAAAAUUCAGGAUCAGACAACCGGAAAUGAUCCCUCGGAUUAAUGCUGAACUGUUGUUUCGGCCAACUGCUCUUUCAACUCCAAGCUUUUCUUCUCCUAAGGAAAGUGUUCCAAGAAGACAUCUUUCAGAAGGAACAAAUUCUUAUGCGACAAGACUUCUAAAUAAUCAUCAAGUUUCACCCCAGUCUGAACCUGAGAGCAACAGCCUGAAACGGAGACUUUCUACUCGUUCCUCAAUUUUGAAUGCAAAGAAUCGGAAAUUGAGUAGUCAGUUUGAAAAUUCAGUUUAUAAAGGUGAUGACGAUGACGAAGAUGUCAUCAUCUUAGAAGAAAACAGUACCCCCAAACCUGCAGUAGAUCAUGAUAUUGAUAUGAAAUCAGAACAGAGUCACGUUGAGCAAGGUGGUGUUCAGGUCGAGCUUGUGGGUGACAGUGAACCUUGUGGCCAGACUGGUUCAACCAGCACCUCAUCAUCCCGAUGCGACCAGGGAAAUACUGCAGCUACCCAGACUGAAGUACCGAGUUUAGUUGUUAAAAAAGAAGAAACUGUUGAAGACGAGAUAGACGUAAGAAAUGAUGCAGUGAUUCAGCCCUCCUGUGUAGAAGCUGAAGCAAAGAUACAUGAAACCCAGGAAACCACUGAUAAAUCUGCAGAUGAUGCAGGCUGCCAAUUACAAGAACUGAGAAACCAGCUACUCCUUGUCACCGAGGAGAAAGAGAAUUAUAAAAGACAGUGUCAUAUGUUUACUGAUCAAGUCAAAGUGUUACAACAGAGGAUAUUAGAAAUGAAUGACAAGUAUGUUAAGAAAGAAACUUGCCAUCAGUCCACUGAAACCGAUGCUGUAUUUUUACUUGAAAGUAUUAAUGGCAAAUCUGAAAGUCCAGACCAUAUGGUAUCUCAGUAUCAGCAAGCUUUGGAAGAAAUAGAAAGGCUGAAAAAACAAUGUAGUGCUUUGCAACAUGUAAAGGCUGAAUGCAGCCAGUGUUCCAAUAAUGAGAGUAAAAGUGAAAUGGAUGAGAUGGCCGUGCAGCUUGACGAUGUGUUUAGACAACUGGACAAAUGCAGUAUUGAGAGGGACCAGUAUAAAAAUGAGGUUGAAUUGCUGGAAAUGGAAAAAUCACAAAUCCGUUCACAGUGUGAAGAACUCAAAACUGAAGUUGAACAGUUAAAAUCUACAAAUCAACAGACAGCAACAGAUGUUUCAACAUCAAGUAACAUUGAGGAGUCUGUAAAUUAUAUGGAUGGGGAAAGCCUCAAACUCCGAUCUCUUCGAGUUAACGUAGGACAACUGCUGGCUAUGAUUGUGCCUGAUCUUGAUCUUCAGCAAGUGAAUUACGAUGUUGAUGUAGUUGAUGAGAUUUUAGGACAAGUUGUUGAACAAAUGAGUGAAAUCAGUAGUACUUAAAGUAUAUAUUAUGUAAGAUAAGAAGACAUUUGCUCAAUGCUUUUGGUUGUACAGCUUUUAAAAUAUAAGUAUGUUUGUUUUAUAGAUAUGAUAGGCAACAGACUGCAAACCAUAAUCUUUACUGUAUUCUAUGCAUUCAAAUGUGGUCACAGAUAUUGUGGACACAUUAUCAGAUGUUUUGAAAUACCUGUGAAUUGUUGGCAUUGAGCAGCUGAAGCUAAGUCAUGACUCUGUUUGGAAUGUAAAUAUUUGUAAUUAAGCCUGCACAUAUUUUUUUAUUGCCCUAGAGUACUGAAGUGUUUUUCACCAAGAGCUUUUCAGGUUGCCCCUAAGCUUUGUGCAAUUUUUUCUGGUUCCCCAAAGUGUAUUUUUCUCUUAAGUCGAGGGCUAUGCCAUAAUACAAAUGGAAAUGUUACCUUUGAUUUUCUUAUAAAGGAGUUUAUUAAAUAGGAUUUUUAAAUAAUGUAGUAACACUCCUGAUACAACUCUGGUUAUAAGUGAAUUGAGCAUUAAUGUUUCUUUUGUAUAAAUUCCUAUCCUGAAAUAUUUUAUUCAUGAAAAUAAGGUAAGCAAAAACCAACUCCAUUUUGCCAGGAUUUUCUUGUGCUGAGAUUGCCAAUCACGGUUAAACACAAAGUGUUUUUAUGGAACAAAGAAACAGUCUUUAACAGAAAAAAGGUAUUGAAAUAUUAAAUGGCCACCAAGUUUACUUUGAAGCCCAUUUUUGGCUGUUUAGUCAGCAUGAAGUGGGCAUGAUAAUUUUUUAAUAUUUCUUUUUGUGAAAUUUCCUGUACAGCCUUUUGUAGGAUUACUACAGGUUAAUGUGAGUUGAGGAAGAGAAUCUUUCUCGAACAAUACUACAUACCUUUUAUUAUAUUACAAACCUAAGUGUUUUAUAUCCUGGAGUCAAGGAACAAAUUACCUUAGGAUUAUAGUAUUACAUGCCAUAAAAUACUAUGCUUUAUUGGUCCCAUGUUUUGUGCAAUUUUAAAGAGAUGGCUUUCUAUUAAGUAUAAACUAUGUAUAUAUAAGAACCAUAUUUUCCACAACUAAAAUGUGCAUUAUUUUUUCCAAAGUUUUAUCAUUGCUAUUUAUUUUUACCUUUGUUUUUGAACAUUCAAUCCGUUCAUUUUGUAUGUAUGCUUAAUACAUGUCUGUCAUAUACAAUACUGAAUUUUUACUGUAUAGUAAUUCUGGAAAGAGCAAAUAAAUGAAGAUUGUUUUUAUUUGCCUGAUAAAGUAAUUGAAAGUGUAUUUUUGGUAUGAAGCUGGUUUUCUGUCACAAUUGUAAUUUCCCAAAUUUUAAAAUAUCUUGUAAUAAAAUAAAAAUAUAUGAUGGCUAACUGUU